Messenger RNA from Aspergillus ibericus CBS 121593, 225 nucleotides. RefSeq lists its product as uncharacterized. The transcript has 2 exons. Lineage: Eukaryota; Fungi; Ascomycota; Eurotiomycetes; Eurotiales; Aspergillaceae. The record is from RefSeq and is a predicted model, not a curated record. The coding region runs from base 1 to 225 and encodes 74 amino acids.
AUGUUCAGCUGGUUCAAGUCUUCCAACCAGGAGUCCGCUCCCGCCCAGGCCACCUGGAACCCCAACACUGUGACCAUGCAGCCGUCCUCCCCGGAGGUGCCCGUCACCGAGCAGGUCGUCACCGGACAACCCGGCCAGCAAGAAACCAUGCAAAUGAACCUUCGUGGUGGUGGUGAGGGCGAGGACGUGUGCUGUGGCGUGUACGUUAUACCCUCUGCCUUCUGA